Molecule: messenger RNA, 1174 nt
Organism: Equus quagga
Lineage: Eukaryota; Metazoa; Chordata; Mammalia; Perissodactyla; Equidae
Gene: LMX1A
Product: LIM homeobox transcription factor 1 alpha
Exons: 8
Coding region: 1-1149 (382 amino acids)
Biological process (GO): regulation of transcription by RNA polymerase II; neuron differentiation
Cellular component (GO): nucleus
Molecular function (GO): DNA-binding transcription factor activity, RNA polymerase II-specific; RNA polymerase II transcription regulatory region sequence-specific DNA binding
Source: RefSeq, a predicted model, not a curated record
AUGCUGGACGGCCUGAAGAUGGAGGAGAGCUUCCAAGGCGCCAUCGAGACCUCGGCCUCCUUCUCUUCGCUGCUGGGCAGAGCGGUGAGCCCCAAGUCUGUCUGCGAGGGCUGUCAACGGGUCAUCUCGGACAGGUUUCUGCUGCGGCUCAACGACAGCUUCUGGCACGAGCAGUGCGUGCAGUGCGCCUCCUGCAAAGAGCCCCUGGAGACCACCUGCUUCUACCGGGACAAGAAGCUCUACUGCAAAUAUGACUACGAGAAGCUGUUUGCUGUCAAAUGUGGGGGCUGCUUCGAGGCCAUCGCACCCAAUGAGUUUGUUAUGCGGGCCCAGAAGAGUGUGUACCACCUGAGCUGCUUCUGCUGCUGUGUCUGUGAGCGGCAGCUCCAGAAGGGGGACGAGUUUGUCCUGAAGGAGGGGCAGCUGCUCUGCAAAGGGGAUUAUGAGAAGGAGCGGGAGCUGCUCAGCCUGGUGAGCCCAGCAGCAUCAGACUCAGGCAAAAGUGAUGAUGAAGAAAGUCUUUGCAAGUCAGCCCAUGGGACAGGGAAAGGAGCUGCUGAGGAUGGCAAAGACCACAAGCGCCCCAAACGUCCCAGAACCAUCUUGACAACCCAACAGAGGAGAGCAUUCAAGGCCUCGUUUGAAGUAUCCUCCAAACCGUGCAGAAAGGUGAGGGAGACUUUGGCUGCAGAGACGGGGCUGAGCGUCCGUGUGGUCCAGGUGUGGUUCCAGAACCAGAGAGCUAAGAUGAAGAAGUUGGCCCGGCGGCAGCAGCAACAGCAGCAAGAUCAGCAGAACACCCAGAGGCUGAAUUCCGGUCAGACAAAUGGUGGUGGGAGUGCUGGGAUGGAAGGGAUCAUGAACCCCUACACGGCUCUGCCCACCCCACAGCAGCUCCUGGCCAUUGAGCAGAGUGUCUACAGCUCAGAUCCCUUCCGACAGGGUCUCACCCCUCCCCAGAUGCCUGGAGACCACAUGCACCCCUAUGGUGCCGAACCCCUUUUCCACGACCUGGACAGUGACGACACCUCCCUCAGUAACCUGGGUGACUGUUUCCUAGCAACCUCAGAAGCCGGGCCCCUGCAGUCCAGAGUGGGAAACCCCAUUGACCACCUGUACUCCAUGCAGAAUUCUUACUUCACCUCUUGAGUCUUCCCCCAGAGUUCUGUGGCUA